This is a messenger RNA of Phalacrocorax carbo (great cormorant), 1834 nucleotides long. NCBI's taxonomy places the organism in Eukaryota, Metazoa, Chordata, Aves, Suliformes, Phalacrocoracidae. The record is from RefSeq and is a predicted model, not a curated record.
CAGCCCACAAGCUUUCCAAGCCAAAUGCUGCUGGUGGAGCUAAAACCAUCUCAUACAGCUGAAACACUCUGCUCUUAAAGCUGGAAGACCAGAAGCUGAGAAACAUGACAAGCAGAUUUUUUGCUUGUGUGCUGGCUUUACUGCACUUCUGUCGUUGCUCUGACUCCUAUGAACCACCAGCACUGCCUGAUGUUGGAGAUCCAAAGUUUAUUGAAGAAUGUGUGCAAACCCAUAACAGAUUCCGGUCUGGAGUGAACCCACCAGCCAGCAACAUGCUCUACAUGAGUUGGGAUCCAGAUUUGGCAAAGACCGCAAAAGCUUGGGCAAAGAAAUGCCUGUUUAAACAUAAUACGUACCUCAGAGAUCCAGGGCAGGCUCACCCCAAAUUUACCCCUGUUGGAGAAAACCUCUGGACUGGCUCACAUUCUCUUUUUACUGUGCAAGGAGCCAUCACCUCUUGGUAUAACGAGGUCAGCGCCUACAAUUACAACACCAAUAACUGCAGAGGACAAUGCAGCCACUAUACGCAGAUCGUUUGGGCUACAAGCUACAAGGUUGGCUGUGCUGUCCAUUUCUGUCCCAGGGUGGCGUACUACCCCAUAAGCAACGCAGCACACUUCAUCUGCAACUACGGGCCGGCUGGGAACUACCCAGAGCACCCAUACAAGAUGGGAGCAGCGUGCAGCGACUGCAACGGCGAGCAGUGUGCCAGCCAGCUGUGUCAAAAUGCAGAGCGUGACAAAGUCAUUAGUGAUUCCACAUGGUAUCCAGACUGGGACAGACCUGCAUGUGACGAGUACUGCAUCACCGUUAUCGCUUUAAGGCCAUUACUCCUUGUACUUACAAUUCUGGCCACCUGGGUCCUACCAAAAUACCGGUCUAUAGCACCCGCCAGUGAGUGACACACAUGCAUAAGACCAUGAGAGCACUUAGGCCAACUCACCCCUUCCCUGCACGUGAGCUACUGGCAGCACAAAGAUCAGUAGAGACAUUGUUUGCACCCACAGGUGAUUCAGAAGUACAGAAAUACCAUCUUCAUUGCAGGCAGCAGCUCGGAGAGCUGCUAAGCAGCCUUCUCAUUGCUCAGGACCAGUAACUGGUUCUAAGUUACCCAUGUUAUUUUUUCCAAAGUGGAGCAGUGUGAGCAGGAUCUGGCGGGUAAGGGAGCACGCUGCCCAGGCAGCGCACUGAGGCGCAGGCAGCUGCCUGCCACACUUUCUUAGGAAGGGCCGGAGGGUGCCCAGCCCAGAAGCCUGGCCCCAGCCCUGGCCAAAGCCCCAGGCAGAGCUUGCACCUCUCUUGCUCCUACUGCGCUCUUUCCUUGGACAGUUCUCCAGCAAGCUGCAGAGUAGCCUGGAGAGGUUUUUCAUUUAGAUGUUUUUCUAAUAACUUUUGGACCAUGUGAGCUCUGGCAUUUUCAUCCUGGGACAGGCAGUGCACUUCUGAGUCCCACAGUGCACUGGGGCCACUGGUACUUCUCUUUGCUUAGAAUUUGGUUUUAAACACAUGUCAUCUGAGCCAAGACAUGAUUACGUAUCACCACAAUCUUUCCUGUUUUUUUUUUCUUUUUCCUCUUUUCUGAGCACAGGCGUUUGACUGCUAUUUCAAACAAUAAAUCAUUAUGUCCUGCUUCCCACGUAUGGCAGUUGUGUAUUUGCAAUGUGACCUAAAGCUUAACUGCUGGUGCACAAAAAAACCCACAUUCAGCUCCAACCUGCACGAUGCGGAGAAACACAAUGCUGGGAAUGAUGGCAUAAAACUCCAAAUAAAAUCAUGCUGUGCCUGUAAGUUAUGCCUUUGGUUCAACAGCUGCCAAGGGAUGAGUCUCCUGGAA